Sphaeramia orbicularis (orbiculate cardinalfish) is the source of this 1149-nucleotide messenger RNA. RefSeq lists its product as uncharacterized. Gene Ontology annotation, cellular component: external side of plasma membrane; membrane raft. NCBI's taxonomy places the organism in Eukaryota, Metazoa, Chordata, Actinopteri, Kurtiformes, Apogonidae. The coding region runs from base 139 to 1011 and encodes 290 amino acids. Gene Ontology annotation, biological process: interleukin-15-mediated signaling pathway; positive regulation of ERK1 and ERK2 cascade; T cell activation. The record is from RefSeq and is a predicted model, not a curated record. The transcript has 3 exons. Gene Ontology annotation, molecular function: MHC class II protein binding; protein tyrosine kinase binding.
GUGACAUUCAGCUGAGGGUUCAUCACAGAACAGAAGGAGAACAGGAACAGAACCAGAACAGAAGCAGAGCAGAUCCAGAACAGAAGGACCAGAACAGAACAGAAGAACCGUGGAAGCAGACACCGCACAGACCCGACCAUGGCCGUCCACCUCCUGCUGAUGUUCCUGCUGUUCCACGCUCUGGUUCUGACAGCUGCGCAGGGCCGUAAAGACGUCUUGUACGUGCAGAGUGCGGUGGGCGGUGACAGCAUCCUGCCCUGUGCCAGACCUGGCCCCGCCUCCGGAUGCUCCUCCAUCACCUGGACCUUCUACAAGGCCGGGGAGGUGCGCUACUCGGUGGAGGUGAGCGGCGGCAAGAUGCGCAAGGACUCGGACAAAUCCGGUCGCAUGUCCCUGACGUCCGACUGCUCCCUGGACCUCCAGGACCUGAGGGUGGAGGACUCGGGCUCCUACGUCUGUAUGUCGGACAUGAGGCCUGUGGCGGACGUGUACCUGUCCAUCCUCACUGUCUCCUCCCCCUCUGCCGUCACCGAGCUGCGACCCGGAGGACACCUGGUCCUCAGCUGCGUCCUGCACACCUUCUACGAUGCCGGAAGCUGCAAGUCCUACUCCAGCGUGUUCACCGUCAGCUGGGUGGCGGAGGACGGGACGGCGCUGACCACCGACGGCAGGUACCAGCUGAUGGAACACUCUCGCUGUAACGUCACUCUUUGGACUCGUCUCCGUGCGGACGACCACGGCAGGAGGUGGCGUUGCCAGGCCAACCACACCGCGCUCAGCCGGCUGGUGUCCAUGGACGUCACCACCUCCUUCCUGUUGGGGUCAGUUGAGGCUCCUGUGGUGUCGGCGCUCCAGUGUCCGCUCCACCUGCCCGUCAGCCGCAUCGUCCUCUGCGCCACGCUGCCCAUCAUGGUGCUCAUGGUGGCGCUGUUCACCUGGAGAACCGACCGCAAACAGAACCAGAACCGGAAGAAGGAAACAGCUGCCGGCAUCAAGCUCCAGGGAAUCUGAGUACGACUGAAGAACCAAAGACAAAAUGAAAAGAACCGAAAGGAACCGCAACAAGACAAAGAGAAAAGAACCAAAAGGAACCGCAACAAGACAAAGAGAAAAGAACCAAAAGGAACCGCAACAAGACAAAGAGAAAAG